Messenger RNA from Drosophila guanche, 653 nucleotides. Its product is annotated as inactive pancreatic lipase-related protein 1-like. NCBI's taxonomy places the organism in Eukaryota, Metazoa, Arthropoda, Insecta, Diptera, Drosophilidae. Gene Ontology annotation, molecular function: lipase activity. The transcript has 2 exons. Bases 214 to 636 code for a protein of 140 amino acids. The record is from RefSeq and is a predicted model, not a curated record.
CGAGAUUCGACGAUUUGUUUGGCAGUACCCGGACGGGCAAUUGUCAGACAAUAAUGUGGAUCGCCCUGCAGUAUCUGUGCGUUCUGGGGCUGGUGAUGGCCACCGGUAAAGAGUUUGACACGGCCAGCUUCCAUCUGUACACCCCCGAGAGUUCCGACCAACCCCACAGGCUGUACACAAACGAUUCGGAAUCGGUUCUUGCCUCAAACUUUGAUGCGAACCUUACAACAAAGGUCAUCGUUCAUGGCUGGAGCGUUACGUAUGUGGAGGAGCCAGUCAGCCAGCUGCGCACCGCCUACCAGGCCCGCGGGCAGUUCAAUGAAGUACUUGGAGGCCAUUCCGCUGGUGCCGGGCGUGGGCAAGGAUGUGGCACAUUUCCUCAACUUUCUGGCCGACAAAUUCAGCCUGGAUCUGUCGCAAGUGGUGAUGGUGGCCCACAGCAUGGGCGCCCAUGUGGCCGGCUUCUGUGGCCAGCGUGUUUCACGCUACACGCCCCAGUUGCUGCUCCUGGGUGGCACCUGCGAUGGCAUUGCCCCGGAGAGCGUAGCGCUGGGUGAUCCGCCAGAGAUUGGCUGCACAGAGGGCAUGUAUAGCUUCAAAACCCAAGCGGAGAGUCCAUACGGCCAGCCGUUCUAAUUAAAGUUCAAUAAAAG